AUUUGAGUAAAAAACACCCAUUUGCUACUAACUUUAGCAUUUACAGUAGCUAGGACUCGAACUUUUACUUUGGACUCGAACCGCGGUCAACGAUUUGUUUUGGCAGGCAUUUUGAUUUUGAUUUGUUUUCGUUAGUCGGUCGCGAUUUUGGAACGAAAAUGUAGUUUUUCGAUUCCGUUUUGUAGAAAAAAGUUCUGUCGGAACAACAAGUGCGUCGUUAAUGUGUUUGGUUUGCCGUUCUUGGGAAGAUUCAUCACAGGCCGCUGGAAGACACACUUGCCCGGACAUGUCGAAAAAUUGGGGAUUGAAAUCCUCCGGAGCCGAAGAAAUUGAUUUUUGUGUUGGUUCGAAGAUCCGACACAGUCAGGCGAUGAGUUUUUUGACACCGCUGAAAGCUGCUAUUUUUCAUCCGCCGGAGAUUGUAUGCAUUCGACGCUCCGGAAGAACGUUCAUGAUGCCCAAAGUGAAGGACGAAGGCAAAAGACGCAUUGGAAUAAUUUACAAGAAGUCAGCUUGUUUUGAUCUGAGUGGCUGAGGGAAAACACAAAUUUCAGGAAACAGUCGAACAACUGGAAAUCAAGUUAUGGUAAGCAUUGGUAAAAAUUUUGAAAGUAUAGUAUUUUUUGUAGUUAAUUCCAUCUACUUUUUUAAAUUAUGUUUUAAGUUUGAUGUAAUUGCAAUUCGUAUUUGGAAUUAUUUAU
Molecule: messenger RNA, 701 nt
Organism: Uranotaenia lowii
Lineage: Eukaryota; Metazoa; Arthropoda; Insecta; Diptera; Culicidae
Exons: 3
Coding region: 221-535 (104 amino acids)
Source: RefSeq, a predicted model, not a curated record